Callorhinus ursinus (northern fur seal) is the source of this 932-nucleotide messenger RNA. RefSeq names its product protein GAPT-like. Gene Ontology annotation, cellular component: membrane. Gene Ontology annotation, biological process: B cell homeostasis; immunoglobulin production involved in immunoglobulin-mediated immune response; B cell proliferation involved in immune response. Lineage: Eukaryota; Metazoa; Chordata; Mammalia; Carnivora; Otariidae. The record is from RefSeq and is a predicted model, not a curated record.
CUGUGCUAUUUGCUAGGAAUAUACACAUGAAAAGACCUGAUCCCUGCCCACCAUUUAACCAGGAGGUGUCUGGAUGGCAGAUCGUCAACCUUCUCUUUCUUGAGUUGUCUGCUCUGCCAUUAUCUUCCACUCAAUUUUGCUUCAUCUUGUGAUUCAUUGAUAGAAAGUGAAGUGAAGUCAAUUAAAAUCCCCUCAACACAGUGCAAUUAUACAUUAAGGAUUGUAAUAUAAAAAGCAUCACAUAAAAUGAGAAGGAUCGUCCAAGGCUAAGUUUAUUCAAUCUCUCCUCUAAUUGUAUCAGGACUUUGCCAAAUGAUGUUCUUCAACAUCUGAAAGAGAAAUGCCUAAAAGAGCUUCCAGGAUUACUUUUUAACAAAACCCUAAAAGGAAUUACAUUUGUCUGCACCUGUGAAUUCAUUAAGGGCUCCCCCAUAUCACUAAACAACAGUGCUUGUGCAGAAAUGUUGAAAAGCUGUGGAAAUACAUCAGUGGCCACUUCAAUAGGAAUUUCCCUUCUUUUCCUCUUGUUGAUCUGUGGAAUUGGGUGUGUUUGGUGUUGGAAACAUGCUAAUCCAGUGCAGUUUACCUUGCCAAGGGUCUUGCAAAGGAGAAGCAGCAGGAGAAAAGACUAUACUAAGACACUCUCAAGUCUCCUCGCUAUCAGCUCAAGGAAUAAAAUCUCAUUUCAGAACCAAGACUGCAGAUCUUCUGGGAGAGGGACUAACACACAUGGCAGCUAUGAAAAUGUGGAAAGUGCUGCUCCCAAACCUAAAGAAGAAACUGAUAAAGAACUAUAUGAGAACACUCAGCAGACCAGUUUCGAGGAGCAUAUCUAUGGAAAUGAGAUGCCAUUCCAAUAUUAUAACUUCCAGAAGCCUAGUACUUCUGAAGUCUCUCAAGAUGAAAACAUAUACAUUCUUCCAGAUUCAUAA